Messenger RNA from Penicillium oxalicum, 1746 nucleotides. RefSeq lists its product as uncharacterized. The coding region runs from base 1 to 1746 and encodes 581 amino acids. Lineage: Eukaryota; Fungi; Ascomycota; Eurotiomycetes; Eurotiales; Aspergillaceae. The record is from RefSeq and is a predicted model, not a curated record. Gene Ontology annotation, biological process: protein sumoylation. The transcript has 6 exons. Gene Ontology annotation, molecular function: zinc ion binding; SUMO ligase activity.
AUGGCGUCCGCCGGUCCGAUGCCGGAAAUGCAGAACUUGGUUGCUCAUAUUAAGACUCUCACGGUUCCACAACUGAAGGAACUUCUCCGUUUCGAAGGACUGGCAGUAUCCGGCGUCAAGGCGUCUUUACAGUUGCGCAUCAUUGAUUGUUCGUGGGCUCCCCCUGCGCCUGGCUCCCUCUGUAUUUGCCGUGGAGGGUAUGAGGUGAUUGCCAUCGCUGGCGAUGGCUUCAUCUUGUCCUCUUUUGUCAAAUUCCCCCAUGGUCUAGAGCCAGCGCGCGCAUUGCCGUUUCCAGUCCUAGUUAUACGGGUGACUAACUACUGUCGUGCUCCAGAUCUCGAGCGUCUCGCCAACUCUGACGGCAAUGGGGCUCGCUACGAUGCUUUGAAAACGCGUAUUCACCAGAUCGCAAUACCAGGCGCUUCUUCAUUCCAGUCCUCGUCUCCAGGCUAUCAUCUCCCCCCACCACCCACAGCGUCUUCAACGCCAUCGCAGCCUCGAGCACAUCUAAUGGGAACAGGCGCACCUUUCUCUAGUUCCGGGCCCGGUCGUCUCUCAUUUAAAGAAAGCCCUUUUUUCACCGUUAUCAUGCCCCUCACGUCGGUGAUGGAAUGCAAAGUCCGAGAACAAACCAGAGACAGCGUCGAGCUGAAAAUCACUCUCAAUAUGGCCACGGCGACCGAUUUGCAAAAUGAUCCCAAUCUUCGAGUGAUGAUUUACUGCGCCGCGGACUCUGGGCUCAAGCAGUACACGAAAUCCGACAUUGCGUUUCCGCACCAAGUGGAGCUCAAGGCCAACCUGGAUGAAGUCAAGGCAAACCUUCGCGGGCUGAAGAAUCGUCCCGGGACGACCCAGCCAGCUGAUGUCACGACUCACUUGCGCAAAAAGGCCAAUUACCCCAACAACGUGGUCAUGACUUAUGCAUUGACGACCAAGAAAUUCUUUGUGGUUGCGAAUCUCGUUCGCCAGCAUCCGGUGGAUGAGCUUGUCGCGGAACUGAAAACACGAAAAAUCAUUUCCAAGGAACAGGUCAUUCGUGAAAUGAAAAACCGCGCCGAUGACAGCGAUAUCGUUGCAACGUCUAGUAUAAUGUCGCUCAAAUGCCCUCUCUCAACGCUGCGCAUCCAGGUACCUUGUAGGUCCAUUGUAUGCACCCACAACCAGUGCUUCGAUGCAGCUUCCUUUUUGGAAUUGCAAAAGCAGGCGCCGACAUGGACCUGUCCGGUAUGUUCCAAGUCAACGAGCUUCGAAUCGUUGCAAGUCGACCAAUAUGUCAAUGAUAUUCUCGAUUCGACGUCAAGAGAUACCGAAUCCGUGGUGGUUGAACCGGAUGGAGUCUGGUCCGCGCCCAAUGAAAAUGAUGCAGUGAACCUUGGAGGUCGCACCCCGGCCAGCGAUGGGGAUGGCGAGGACGACCUGAUUGAAAUCACCGAGCCAGGUGCCCCUACCAUCAAACGAGAACCCAACUCCUGCACUACCACGGCCAUGUUGGAACGCACACCCGCCCAGUCCAAGUCCCGCGAGGCGUCAACGCCGUCCUCCGCCAUACGCUUCUCCAGUAAAAAGCGGCCUGCAGCCCCAGUCAUUGACCUGACGGGCAGUGAUGAUGAGGACGAUGAGUCUCCUGUGCCGCCGAUGAAGCGUCCCGCCUUGAAUCUCGGCAUCCGCGGGAUAUCUUCACAAGAGUCUCAUCAACCGCUGAUCAAUAGCCCUCUGAAUGAUCGAGCGCUUCCGCCUUCCUAUUAG